Molecule: messenger RNA, 2835 nt
Organism: Doryrhamphus excisus (bluestripe pipefish)
Lineage: Eukaryota; Metazoa; Chordata; Actinopteri; Syngnathiformes; Syngnathidae
Product: solute carrier family 35 member D2-like protein
Source: RefSeq, a predicted model, not a curated record
AGAGAGGGGGAGGGAAGAGCGACGCAAUGGCAGAACUGAAGCACAUACUAGUACACAGAGCGGAAUGAGAACUAGUUGGGGAUGGCGGACAAACCUCCGACGGUGUUUGUGAAGCUUUUCGCCGCCGGCUUUUACGGACUAAGCUCGUUUCUCAUCGUGGUAGUGAACAAGAAUGUGCUAACCCACUACAGGUUCCCGUCGUCGAUUUGCGUGGGUAUCGGGCAAAUGUUGGCCACUGUGCUUGUCCUUUGGGUGGGCAAGGCUGCGAGGGUGAUCAGCUUCCCGGACUUGGACCAGAAAGUACCUCGCAAGACGUUUCCUCUACCUCUCCUUUAUGUGGGCAAUCAAAUUACGGGUCUGUGCGGAACCAAAAGGCUCAAUUUGCCCAUGUUUACUGUCCUCAGGAGGUUCUCCAUCUUGUUCACAAUGCUGACUGAGGGAUUUCUGCUUAAGAAGAAAUUCUCCAGGUCAGUCCAGCUGACGGUAUUUACAAUGAUCCUCGGUGCCGUCAUAGCUGCAAGUGCCGACAUGUCCUUUGACCUGCAAGGCUACGUUUUCAUUCUCCUCAACGACUUGCUCACCGCUGCCAACGGCGCGUACAUGAAGCAGAAAUUAGAUGCAAAGGAGCUGGGCAAAUAUGGCUUGUUGUAUUAUAAUGCAUUAUUCAUGAUCCUGCCCACUCUGCUGUUGGCUCAAGUGACUGGAGACGUGCAGAAGGUUAUGGCAUAUGACGGCUGGUCAGAUGCCUUCUUCCUCAUACAGUUUCUCCUCUCCUGCAUCAUGGGGUUUGUCCUCAUGUACUCCACAGUGUUGUGUACACUGUACAACUCUGCGUUGACCACCACCAUUGUGGGAUGCAUCAAGAAUGUCCUGGUGACAUACAUUGGCAUGGUGUUCAUCGGGGACUACAUCUUCUCCUGGACGAACUUCAUAGGUUUGAAUAUCAGUAUUGCAGGCAGCUUGGUGUAUUCCUACAUCACUCUAAGAGAGGAGCAGCCCAACAAGGCCAGUGAAAGCACCAAAAUGGAAAUCAAGGGCAAGGUUGUUGUAUGACACUGGCUUCUUUUACCUCCUUUUUUAUACAGUGUACAACUUAAGUGUUUUAUUUUUUUAUUUAUGACAAGAAGCAAAGUCAAGGGAACUGAUGGUUGCCUCCUGUUGCUACCAUAGUUACAAGAUUUUUUUAAGAAGGUAUUUUCUUUAUAUUUGUAUUGUAAUAUUGUUGGGGUUGAAAAGGGAGACAUAUUUGACAUUCCUGGAGAUGUUACAGAAUAUAUACACAAACGGUCAGCUGUUAUUUUAUGAUCUUCUAGCUGUUGACAAGAAUGUAACAUUGGAUGCCUUCAAUGCAUUGACACUGUCAAACGGUGCACUCUUAAUAGUCGGUUACAUUGUGUUUGCACAUGCACUGUUACACACAGCCUCCGCUUUAGCUUUGGGAGAUGGUACAAUUAAUGCUCCAUGAUGUAUGCGUGUAUGUGUGUGUGGUGGGCUCUCUAUGCAGUAACGGUACAGGUUAAAGCUACACUCCCGUCAGUGCACUUUUAUCUGAGCGCUCUGCCUUUUUUGGGGGGUUUAACUUGGUUAGCCACAUUUUUAAUAGUCUGCUGCAAUUUUUAAGACUUUGAAUUCUGUAGCAGAAAUGCCUGUGAAUUUGAUUUCGGUGUGGAUUUGUACAACAACAUAUUUAAAAUGUGAUGGGCAUGUCAGCACAUUUUGAAUAAAAAGAUGAGCCACUUGCUCUUUUUCCAGGUUUGCUGUGCUCGCUUCACAUUUGUUUCCAUUUUUGUCCACUGAAGGUUGACAGCAAUCACAAGACAAGUACAGAUGACAGUCGAUGACAGUCCAUACUGUAUUUCCCUUAAGGUCAAGUCACAAUAUGUUCAAGUUGAUUUACAUUCAUGUUUCCUGAGUAAGAACAUAGACAUGUAGACCAUUUACACAACUUUUGACCUUAAGACAAUCUUAUUUUCCGCAGUAGAGCUUAAAACAGUCAACUUUACAUACAUCGUAAAAAUGUCUAAUAUUGCAUUGGUGUUGCCAUUUAUCUGUGUCCCAGAUGCAGUCCAAGGUCAAAUAUCACAUGAUCAAGGAAAACCGCACCUUUUUUCACAACCCCAUGUGGGACAUGAACACACCUUUCUCUUUUCUGAGCUUUCUAAAGAUAAAGAGAGUGCGCUAAGAAUGCACAUAGAGGGUCAUCCUAGUACUUGCAUUAAUGAGUUACCACUUUUUACAGCUUUACAUUGCACAGGAAAGAGAAAGACAUGUUCAUGUCUCAUAAGGAUAGUGGAUGUUGGGCAAAACAAAAAAAAAAGGGCAGUUUUCCUUUAAUGCUUUCAAUGUGUCUCCCUCAUGCCAACAGCAGGGGGAGUCCCAAGACAAACAAACUUAUAAUUCCUAGCCUUGCCCCAUUCAUUCUGACAUAACCUGUUGAGGGCCCACCAAGUUAGCACCAAAACAGAUCCCAACCACUGCAGCUCAGUACCCACAUCGACUACUGUCUCUACUUGCAAUGUACACAUUUUUAAUCAAUCAUUUAAACGUUUUUGAUAUACACGUGGUCGUUGGGUUAUUUCCAAGUUCCGUUCCUAAACUCCUAAGUCACUCCCAUUGUACACAGAACACACGGACAUAUAAAAUACAAUAAUCAAAUUGGAAUAAAAAGGAGAACAACACCUGCCCUGCCCUUACAAAUAAAACAAAAUCAGACUACUUUGCUUUGUUAUUACUGUCGCUUUCAUAUGAGCACUUGCUUUAACAUGUUGAAGGAUACGAGCAUUAUCCUUCUAAUGGAGUUUUGCCUUCAAAGAGCUUUGAUGUUCAUUUUUAUUU